This is a messenger RNA of Tetrahymena thermophila SB210, 1905 nucleotides long. RefSeq names its product kinase domain protein. The record is from RefSeq and is a predicted model, not a curated record. The transcript has 14 exons. Lineage: Eukaryota; Ciliophora; Oligohymenophorea; Hymenostomatida; Tetrahymenidae. Gene Ontology annotation, molecular function: small GTPase binding; GTPase activator activity. Gene Ontology annotation, cellular component: perinuclear region of cytoplasm; nucleus; cytosol. Gene Ontology annotation, biological process: nucleocytoplasmic transport; activation of GTPase activity.
AUGAUUGAAAUUAAAAAUGAUUAUUUAGAUUUAUCUGAAAGUUAAAUUUUUAUGCUGAAAAACUAUAAGAACUGUCCUAGUCAUAAAAGAUUUUUAGUAUGUUUAAGAUUAGACGAUAUAAAUGACUCAAAUAUUAUGAAGUGCCAUAUAUGCUAAUAGAAAUAAUAAUUUAAAAGCUUUAUAAAUAUCGAAGAUUUACUCUAAUGUGAUGAUAAAACUAUUUUCGAAAGCUGGCCUAUAUAUGGGCAAGAUUAAUUAUAAAAAAAACUUGUUGAAACUAUUGAAUGGCAAUAUGAAUUAAAAUACAAAGAGAUCGAGUAAUUUUUCAUAGAUUUUGAAACUUAAGUUUACGAUUUGUUGUAAGCUAAGAAAAAAGAUAUUUUAAAGAAUCUGUAAUAAAUAGAUGAAAUAAAACAAUAGCCGAUUAAUUUUUACAAUUAAAUAUCCUAAAAAGAGAAACUUAAGGAUAUUAUAAAAACCUAGUAUGGUGAGUAACAAAAGCAGAAUCAAAUGAUUUUAGAUAUAAUAAAAGAAAAUGAGAUAAAUUUUGAAUCUAACUAAAAAUAAUUAGAAGAUUUUAUUUAAAAAUCAAAAUAAUAUAACCUUAAUCUUGCAAGCACUCAAAAAAUUAAGGAUCAAGUUAUUGCUUUAAUAAACAAAAUUAAUGCAACUGAAAUUUUUGAACAUUAGGAAAUUAUCGAAUAAUCUAAUGAUAUAAGUAGUAUAAUCAAAUUAUUUUAAAGCUUAAAAAAACUUAAAAUCACUUAAUUUAAAGAUUUAUACAAAUGCUCUAAUUUCCAAAAUAUAGAAAUAGAUUUUAGUGGUUAAAUUAUUCAACUUGAUAAAAUUAAGUAAAUUUCUUCAGCUUUGUAAAAAUGUCAAAACAUAGUUUGUUUAGCUUUAAAUCUGAGUGGAAAUAACCUUCAAGAUUAAGGAGCUAAAAAAAUUGUAUAGGCUAUUGAAUAUUUUGAGAAUAUCGAAGAUUUAACUCUGAACCUUUAAAAAAAUCAUAUUGAAGCGGAAGGAGCAAAAUAAAUUGGAAUAAUCUUGCAAAAUUUUCAGAAAAUUGUAAGUUUGAAACUAAAUUUUUCUGAAAAUUCUAUUUAGGUAGAUGGAGCAAAGAAUAUUGCAAACGCCAUAGGAAGAUAUCAACAUAUUACGAAUUUAACUCUAAAUCUUUAUGCAAAUAAUAUUCAAGCAGAGGGAGCAAAGUAGAUUGCCUAAGCUAUUUAGAAAUGCCAUAAGAUAACUCAUUUAAAUUUAGAUCUUGACCUAAAUAACAUUUAAAUUGAGGGAGCUAAAUAAAUUGGCUAUGCUUUACAAGCAUGCUAGAAUAUAAUUAGCCUAUCCCUUUAUUUAAGUGCAAAUAGCAUACAAGUUGAAGGAACCAAAUAAAUUGCAAAAUUUUUAGAAAAAUGCUCGAAAAUAAAAGAUUUAACACUAAACCUUUCAGGCAAUCAUAUCUAAUCUGAAGGAGCUAAAUAUAUUGCACAAGUUUUUUAAAAAUUUCAACAAAAUAUAACAAAAUUAGAUUUAAAUCUUUAUGCAAAUAACAUUCAAGCAGAGGGCGUUAAAUAAAUUUGUUAGGCGUUAGAAAAAUGUACGAAUAUAACUAAUUUAACCCUUGACUUUUCUGCAAAUAACAUUCAUUAAGAAGGAGCAAAAUAAAUAGCAUUGUUUUUAUAAAAAUAACAAUAUAUUAAAAAUUUGACUCUUCACCUUUAUCUCAAUAAUAUUCAAUAAGAAGGAGCUAAAUAAAUUGGAUAAACCUUAAAAUAUUGCUAAAAUUUAACUAAUUUAAUAUUAGGUUUCAAAGGAAAUUAAAUAUCAGAAGAGUAUUAGAAGGAAAUUUUAUAUUAACUAUAAAAUAAUCUUAAAAAUAUUAAAGAAUUGGAAAUAAAAUGA